Molecule: messenger RNA, 1041 nt
Organism: Diversispora eburnea
Lineage: Eukaryota; Fungi; Glomeromycota; Glomeromycetes; Diversisporales; Diversisporaceae
Source: the annotation of a GenBank genome assembly
AUGAGUGAAUCUAACAAAGAAGUUAUAAUGGAAACCGAAUCCGCCAAGAUUGACGAAUUACCUUCUAUAACGUCAGAAAGCUCAAUUAAAACUCAUAUUGAAACUGGUGUUACGCGAUUACCCCGUAAGGAAUGGCGUAAAAUAAAAAAGAAGCAGCGUAAAAAAAUCGCACGAACAGAGGCCGCUAAGUUAAGGGAACAAGCUCAGGAGAAUAAAGAAGGUACAUUAUUGCAGGAUGCUUUAAAUUGUUUUAUGGAAAAUUGGGAAAAAACGGUUAAAAACAUCAAACCCCCAAAACCAAUUAAAACCAAUUCCAUACCAGUUGAGAAUUCAAAUAAUCAAUUAACCCUUUCGAAUUCAUCGCCACCAAUAAUUCAAGAAGAAAUAUCAAUGAAAUCAGAUUAUGGAACUGAGAAAGAUCAAAUCAAUUGCCCGUUUUAUCUCAAAACUGGGGCAUGUAGAUAUGAUAAUUUAUGUGGUCGUCAUCAUCCGUAUCCUGAUAAAAGUGUUACAAUUCUAAUCAAGAAUAUGUAUGAGGGUAUGCCAAUUCAAUUAGCCGAUGAAGAUAAUGAUGAUAAUUUGGAGUUUGAUGAAGUGGAAGCUGAACGUCAUUAUAGCGAAUUUUUUCAAGAUGUGCAUUCCGAGCUCCUACAAUACGGAACCAUUAUCCAAUUUAAGAUGCAUCUACGUGGUAACGUAUAUGUACAGUAUUCUAAAGAAGAAGAAGCAGAGCAAGCAAUGAAUUCUAUGAAAAGCCGAUGGUACGCCGGUAAACAGCUAGUCUGUGAAUACUGUCCAGUCACAAGAUGGAAACCAGCUAUAUGUGGAUAUUAUGAAAGGAACAAAUGCCCAAAGGGAAUUCAAUGUAACUUUCUACAUGUCUAUAGAAACCCGGGAAAUUUAUAUGUUGAAGCUGACAAAGAUUUCGAGUAUUUACCAAAGAAGCCUUCAAAAUCAGACUCAAAUACAACCAAUUCAUCGUUUACCGAAUCAAUAACCUCUAAAAUAGCAUAUGUACCAGUUUCUCCUGAACAUGUAUAA